AUGCGUUCAAGCGGUCAUUGGAGUCUGGAGAGUUCAGAACAGAGCGUGCUAUACGUUGAAGGUCUAGAUUGUUACAGUUUGAUAAGGUUGGCUGUGAUUGAUGAUAUUGAGUGUAACAAGUCUGAAGAAAGAAAGGCAGUAUCUUCUAAUAAUGGAAUUCUAGGAAGAAUAAAUCUUCACAGAAGCCACUGUUACGCUACAUCCAUUGCACACAUUACGUGUAGACUGGGUUCACUAACAAAGCUAAACCGGUUUUCUCCAUUUCGUCUCUCUCAGAGCUCGCGCCCCUCAUUCAACCAUUUACCCCCCAACCCCAAGCCCUCCCAUCUCAAAGCUCUCAAAGCACGACCUCAGCUCUCAGCCCUCGAUCCCAUCUCUCCACCAACCGAGUCCCUAAGCCGUCCUAUCUCUCCACCAACGAGUCCCCAAGCCCUCGGCCCCUUGGUUCCUUCAAGCCAUCAACGAAGCCCUCAGAUCUGUGGGAGGAUCUUGCCUCUCAUGGCAUUGCACGAACCUCUCUCGGCAGCUCUAAACCAACUCCUUCGGUUUCUUGCCUAUACAUGCUUAAAGACUAAGCCCGGAAGUAUAAGGGAUGUUACUUAUGUUUCUGGCAUAUUAGUCAUUGCUGCAGCUGGAAAGAGUUCCAAUGGUAUUAAUGUGGUUAUAUGGGAUACAUUGGUUCCCCCUUCAACCUUUCGAGUUUCCAUUAUAUAUCAUGAAGGUUUUCCUCUUACUUUGAAACUGCACAUGGUGAAACUGGCUAUACAAUGGCAGCCACAACUCUAACUUUGGUGCUGGAAUGACAGAGGAUUCAAUGAAGAUGUUACUCUUUUUGUGAAGAUUUUGAUUGAAUCUCAAAAUGUCCAUUCAUGUUAUGUAUUUAGAUAGCCACAAUAUUUGUAUAACUGGAAUGAUCCUGAAGUUAUGGGAAUCUGUUCAUGUACAUGAUGGCAUUUAUUUUAUGAACAUGUGGUUAAUUUCAAUGGAAUAUCUAGGCAAUUUGAGCUUCA
Molecule: messenger RNA, 1010 nt
Organism: Carya illinoinensis
Lineage: Eukaryota; Viridiplantae; Streptophyta; Magnoliopsida; Fagales; Juglandaceae
Exons: 6
Coding region: 1-786 (261 amino acids)
Source: RefSeq, a predicted model, not a curated record